Molecule: messenger RNA, 909 nt
Organism: Phytophthora sojae
Lineage: Eukaryota; Oomycota; Peronosporomycetes; Peronosporales; Peronosporaceae
Exons: 1
Molecular function (GO): protein binding
Source: RefSeq, a predicted model, not a curated record
GCGCCCGAGCCGGACUUCUUCUCGCUGCACACGCGCAAGCCCAAGACCAUCGACGUGGAGAUGCUGGACUACGGCUUCGUCGAGCGCUGCACCGACCUGGACGAGCUCAAAGGGAUCCUGGCGACGCUCCGGUCGGGCAAGGAAUGGCGCUACCCUGACCUGGAGAAGGCCACGGAAAACCGCAUUCUGGCGGUGCUGCCCGAGCGAGAGCGCACCAAGAUCGUGCGGAUGCGCUCGGGGCCGAGCGCCAACGAGCUGACCACUGAGAUCGACGAGCUCGCGAACUGGGCAGCGGCGAUGGACCUCAAGAACGAGGCACUCAAGAAACAAACGCCGAUCCAGCGAGAGCUACCGCCUGUUCGAGGACAGAAGUCAUCUGAGGACACGAAGUCAAGUCUGGCGCGAGCCCCUGUGAACGUAGACAAGAGCGAAGAGAAGAAAUCCAAGGCGAUCCCAGCGUACGAUUUCAGGUCUUGGGAGAAGUACGACGUUGACAAGGCUCUGGAGGAAAUCGACGAAGAGAGUGAGCGGGCGGGCGAGCAGGCGAAAAAACAGCGAGAAGAGCUGGAGAAGCGAGCGGCGGCACGAAAGCGAGAGCUGGAGUCGCUUCCCAAGUCGGUGGAACUCGAGAAACUUGAGCCGGAAACACGAAAGUUGUACGCGGGCUACGAAAAGCAAAAAGGGAACGACUGCUUCAAGGCGAACGAGCUGGAGAUCGCGCUGCUGCACUAUACUCGCAGUAUGGCAUACGACGAUACCGACGCGAUCCUUUACGCCAAUCGUGCAUUGGUUCAUCUCCGCCUGAAGAACUUCGCGGCUGCGGAAGAUGAUUGCACGCGCGCCAUUCUACUCGAUCCGGGAUACAUGAAGGGGUGGAGUCGUCGAGGAAUGACUCGCUACCGGAGGGGC